AUGGCUACGGGGUGCCUUGAAAGGCAGCUGCGUGCUCUUCCUUUCCUUCACCGAUUUGAUGUUGACUGGCGGCUUGGGAGUUCCUUCAUUGCCUGGCCGAGUAAUCCUUUCCCGAUUAUAUUCUAUGCGUUUUUUUUCCCCCCUUGCUUCUUGCCUCCAUUGCUGCCAGGCGACGGGUGGCUUGUGUUGUGGCAUCCCUGUGAGAGUCCACCCUCCGCGCACCGUGAAGGCGGUGGUGGGUGGGCGAGUUAUGUGGCCGCCAUCGACGGAAGUAAUUCAUGUCCACACGCUGCUCUGCGUAUCGUGUUUCCCGUGCCAGUGAGGCGCGGGGAGACGUGUGGUCCGUCAUUGCCGCUUGCCGCGGAGGAGAGAAACAUCUUGCGCCACUGCACUCUUUCUCCCGCCUCCGUUGCCUGGUCUCUUUGGUCUCCGUAG
This is a messenger RNA of Trypanosoma conorhini, 435 nucleotides long. RefSeq lists its product as uncharacterized. The record is from RefSeq and is a predicted model, not a curated record. The coding region runs from base 1 to 435 and encodes 144 amino acids. The transcript has a single exon. Lineage: Eukaryota; Euglenozoa; Kinetoplastea; Trypanosomatida; Trypanosomatidae.